This is a messenger RNA of Hemisphaericaspora subhashii, 2907 nucleotides long. It is a transcript of the gene RPN1, whose product is annotated as proteasome regulatory particle base subunit. Gene Ontology annotation, biological process: proteasome-mediated ubiquitin-dependent protein catabolic process; regulation of protein catabolic process. Gene Ontology annotation, molecular function: enzyme regulator activity. The coding region runs from base 1 to 2907 and encodes 968 amino acids. The record is from RefSeq and is a predicted model, not a curated record. Lineage: Eukaryota; Fungi; Ascomycota; Pichiomycetes; Serinales; Debaryomycetaceae. The transcript has a single exon. Gene Ontology annotation, cellular component: proteasome storage granule; proteasome complex; nucleus.
AUGGCACCAGCACAAGAACAAUCUACAACCAAAGAGCAACAUGCUCCGGUGAACAAAGAUGCUGAAGGUUCAACAUCCAAGAAAGAAAAAGAAGAAGAAGAAUUAUCUGAAGAAGAUCAACAUUUGAAAGAAGAAUUGGAAAUGUUGGUUGAAAGAUUAAAUGAAUCAAAUCAACAAGUAGAUUUAUAUAAUAAAUAUUUAGAUGCCCUUAAGACAUUUAUUAAAGAAUCUACUACUUCUAUGACUGCUGUUCCAAAACCAUUGAAAUUCUUAAGACCUCAUUUCACUACAUUGACUGAUUUAUAUUCCAAUUGGACUGAACGAUUCCAACCUAAAGAUGAAAUUGUUGUAAAAUUAGCUGACAUAUUAUCAGUGUUGGCUAUGACUUAUGAUGAUGGUAAACGUGAAUCCUUGAAAUAUAGAUUAUUGGCAUCUGAUAGUACCAUUGCUGAUUGGGGUCAUGAAUACAUGCGUCAUUUAGCUUUAGAAAUUGGUGAAUCAUAUCAAGAGAAUUUGGGUGUUGAUGAAGCUAAUGUGGCACAAUUGAUUAGAUUAUCUUUACAAAUUGUACCAUUCUUUUUAAAACAUAAUGCUGAAGCUGAUGCUGUCGAUUUAUUAUUGGAAAUUGAAUGUAUUGAUAAAUUACCGGAAUUUGUUGAUGAAAGUACAUAUGCCAGAGUUUGUCUUUAUAUGGUUAGUUGUGUACCUUUAUUGGCUCCACCUGAUGAUGUUUCAUUCUUAAAUACUGCUUAUGCUAUUUAUUUGGCUCAUGGUCAAUUGACCCAAGCUUUAACUUUAGCUAUCAAGUUGGAUAAUGAAGAUUUGAUUAAACAAGUAUUCAAUUCCACUGAAGAUGAAUUAAUUCAUAAACAAUUAGGAUUCAUUUUAUCUCAACAAAACAGUAGUUUUAAAUAUCCAGGUGAAAAUCCAGAAGUACAAGAAACUAUUUCAAAUGUUAAAUUGGCAGAAUAUUUCAAUUUUUUGAUUAAGGAAUUGAAUUUAUUAGAUCCAAAAGUCCCUGAAGAUAUUUAUAAAUCUCAUUUAGAAAAUACUAAAUUUGGAUUAGGAACUUCUGGAUCAAUUGAUUCUGCAAAACAAAAUUUAGCUGCUGGAUUUGUUAAUGCCUUUAUUAAUUUAGGUUUUGGUACUGAUAAAUUAAUUCAAACUGAAGAAGAUAAUAAAUCUUGGAUUUAUAGAACUAAAUCUUCGGGUAUGGCUUCCACCACUGCUUCCUUAGGUUCAAUUCAUCAAUGGAAUAUUAAUGAAGGUUUACAAGUAUUGGAUAAGUAUACUUAUUCUGAUGAUCCUGAAGUUAAGGCUGGUGCAUUGUUAGGUACUGGUAUUGUUUCAGCCAAUGUUCAUGAUGAAGUAGAAGCUGCUUUCGCUUUAUUACAAGAAUAUGUCAAUGAACCAGUUAAGAUUUAUCAAACUGCUGCUAUUAAUGGUUUAGGUAUAGCAUUUGCAGGCUCUGCAAAUGAAGAAGUUUUGAACUUAUUAUUACCAUUAGUUUCUGAUUCGGAAAUUUCUUUGGAAAUUUCAUGUCUUGCUGCAUUGGCAUUAGGUCAUGUCUUUGUAGGAACAUGUCAUGGUGAUAUUACUUCCACUAUUUUACAAACCUUAUUAGAAAGGGAUUUCACUCAAUUGACUAAUAAAUUUAUCAAAUUUAUGUCGCUUGGUUUAGGUUUGUUAUACAUGGGAAAGACAGAACAAGCUGAAGAUGUUUUAGAAACAAUUGAUGCUAUUGAACAUCCAAUAAGUAAAACUUUGAAAGUCUUGGUGAAUAUUUGUGCAUACGCCGGCACUGGUAAUGUAUUACAAAUUCAAGCAUUGUUACAAAUGUGUACUGCCAAACCAAAAGAUACAACUGAUGAUGAGAAGAAGUUGGAACAAUCCGAAGAAGAUCAACAAAAGGAACAAGCCAAGGCUGAACAAGAUGGUGAUGAGGCUGCUGCUGGUGCCGCUGACGGCGCCGCUGCCGCCGCCAAUGAAGAUGUAGAAAUGGAAGAUGCUGAAAAACCAAAGGAAGAAAGUACCAAGCCAAAAGAAGAGCCAGAAAAGACUGAAGAAGAUGAAGAAGAAGAAGACGAAGACGAAUUACAUCAAGGGAUUGCCGUCUUGGGAUUAGCUUGUAUUGCUAUGGGUGAAGAUAUUGGUCAAGAUAUGUCAUUACGUCAUUUCGGUCAUUUAAUGCAUUAUGGUAAUUCAUUAAUUCGUAGAGCAGUUCCAUUGGCAAUGGGUUUAGUGUCUGUUUCUAAUCCACAAAUGAAAGUAUUUGAAACAUUGUCACGUUAUUCCCAUGAUCCAGAUUUAGAAGUUGCCCAAAAUGCAAUUUAUUCCAUGGGAUUAGUUGGUGCAGGUACUAAUAAUGCAAGAUUAGCUCAAUUAUUAAGACAAUUGGCUUCUUAUUAUAUCAAAUCUCCAGAAUCUUUAUUUAUGGUUAGAAUUGCCCAAGGUAUUUUACAUUUAGGUAAAGGAACUUUAACUUUAACUCCAUUCAAUACUGAAAGAACUAUAUUAUCUAAAGUUUCUUUAGCAUCCUUAUUGACUAUUGCAGUUGCCUUGUUAGAUCCAAAAGCAUUUAUAUUAGGUGAUUCAUCCACUGAAACAACUCAUCAAUUAUUAUACUACUUGACUCCAGCAGUUAAGCCACGUAUGUUGGUUACUGUAGAUGAAGACUUAAAACCACUCAAGGUAAAUGUAAGAGUAGGUCAAGCAGUGGAUAUUGUUGGACAAGCAGGUAAGCCGAAGACAAUCACUGGAUGGGUUACUCAAUCCACUCCAGUAUUAUUAAAUUAUGGUGAACGUGCCGAACUUGAAAAUACUGAUGAAUGGAUAAGUUUAAGUAGUAAUUUAGAAGGGAUUGUUAUUUUAAGGAAGAAUCCUGACUAUAUGGAAGUUGAUAAUUAG